Molecule: messenger RNA, 6605 nt
Organism: Oncorhynchus mykiss (rainbow trout)
Lineage: Eukaryota; Metazoa; Chordata; Actinopteri; Salmoniformes; Salmonidae
Source: RefSeq, a predicted model, not a curated record
CCUGCCACCCUAUGAUGUUACUAAUAUGUCAGAGGUGACAAAAUACAAAACAAAACAAAGUGAGUAGAGAGCCCAGGGAUGUCAAUGCUAUUAUGGAGCCUGGCCCUACACUCAACAAUGCUGAGAACAUAAUUGAUGUACAUAGGGCACAAACAAGACAGAGAGUACAUAUGAAAGCGAUCUUGACAGUUCUGAUAGGGAGGCGAGCCCCUGCCAACAUGUAUGUCCCAUAAGCAUGUCCAGGACAAACUUGAUGUCCAAUGAGCUGGUAAACCAUGCUGGAGAAGGUUAGCUCUAUGAUUGCCAAGGAGGGAAUUGAGGUAAUGGAGUUUGAGAAAUCCAUCCAGUCAUCUAGCAAGUCAUCCAGCCAAUCAUCCAUCCUGCACUUUGUUGUGUGUCAGGUGGCCAGGCCCACCACCGAGGGCAGAGGAGGACUCCAGCUCUGAUUGCAAUAUUCUGGGCGGACAUUCCUCCAAUAUGACCUCUCCUACACCCCUAGCAUUGAAAGAAGAACUGACACUCAGUGAGAUUGAACCUUGUGCUGAUGAAAUCAUCAGUGUUAUCUUGCAGAACAUUGAGUAAAAUACUGAGGACGAAGGUGUAAGUGAACUGAAGAAUGAGCCCAUGAAAAUCAGACAAGUGACACCACACAGACAUUGGUAGCGAUCUUCUGUUGUCAGGCUUCCAAAUAUGCCAUCAUGCAGUCAAGGUAGCUCACAGUAUAUUCCAGAAGAUCAAAAUGCAUCCUGUCAAGAUAGAUCAGAGCGAUAUCCAGACAGGGGUGGACAGCAAAGAGCAGGUGGAUGGCAUCCUUGUUCUAGAGAUUGUUGAAACUGCAUUGGAGAAGCUGGAUGAUCAUGUGAGGAGGGAUUCCUCUGAGACAGAUGCUUCUAAUAGGAGCCGAGGAAUAUCAGAGAACUUCUAACUAAAGAUGAAAAGGAUCUCAAUUAAGCCAGUCAGGGCUGUCCUCGACAAGGUUGUGGCAAGAUUUGGCAGCUCUAGUGAAGACACCCCAUCGCUGAACUUCCAUACAACCACUACAGCCGAAAAGUUUCCGUGUGUGCUGUAAGGAGUUGGAGAGUGCUCUCUUCUUUGGCUGCCGAUAUCAUAUCUGUGGUCCUGAAUAAGCUCAUGGAGACCUCUGGUGGUAAAACAGCUGCUUGCUCAAGUCAGAUGGAGAUCAAGAACCUUGUCUGAGCAUUGUCUUCCAAAAACCCAGAAUCUCUUCCGACAGAUUCAGGGUCUCAAAUUGAAUUGGUGUCAGAGGAAAUACUUCAAAAUAUUGUUGGAAAGCUAAAAAAAAAAGAUAAUCAGACAGGAGUUUGAGUAAUUCAGGGGAACAAAUAGAGUUUGGUUUUCCAUGUGAAGCUCAGGAUUUUGUUGAAGAAAUCUUACAGACACAGUCCAGGGUCAGACAUUAGUCAGUAUGGGCCAAAGGCAAUUGGCCAUGUUUCCUCCUCUAUUUCUUAGACAUUCAAACACACAAGUGAGACUCACCUCCAUAAAGACAAUGUAAAGACACCUAGUAAACAUCACGUCACAAUUGGGAAUGAGACCCUGGUCUCAAUUGGGCUACCCUAAAUAAAUAAAAGUUUAUAAAUAAAACAGAUCACCUGCUCUCUAAUUCCCUGCGUGACUAGCACAGAGCUGGCCAAAUUCCGUGACUCGCUGUCAAAGUCAGCUACGUCUCUUCUGAAGGAGACAUAUGGUGAGCGAUCCACAAACCUCAAGAUGGAAAGGGAACUUCCAGCCUGCAUCUCAUAUCAAAGAUUUGAAAACCUGGUGAUACAGCCUUACAUGUAUGUAAAAUAACCAGGUGAUACAGCCUUAUGUAAAUAGCAUAGACAUCAUUGUACCGAGAGUUACAGUAGAGGCGUUGUUCCCUAUUGCACAUGGACACACAAAGGAGUGUAACCAGGAAGCUCAACAUCCUUUGUCUGAAGUCAAGACUAAGACAAUACCUCAAACAAUGCAGUGCCCCUGAGAACAAACUGACCUUGGCCCUUGACACUGAUUGCAGUCGUACUACAGAUACCUGUCAGCGAAACUACAUGCAAAGCUGCCAAUAUCCUCCAUGUACUUACUCAAAUCCACAGUGGAGAAGUUUGUGAAGGUGAUGGAUCAGUGCAAGCUACCGGACAUCCUCUCAUGUCAGUCAGAGUAGGGAGUGCUUUGAGCGAAAUGCAGCCUUCCUAGAGUGGUGACGCUGAGCUGAUGAUCAGUCUGGACUUCAGGCAUCAGGGGAGGAGCUGAAGAUGAACACAAAGAGCUCAAUGAUUCAUCACCUUCACUCUGUGAUGUUGUGACCGAGUCUAUGAUUUGCUGUGGGAUAACUCUCCCCAGGCCUCAACAAGCAACACAGGUAAGUCCACAACUAUCAUCUUAUUUAAAAGUUAAAAAGUUAGGGCCUCUCUUGGCGAGGCACUUUUCUGACCAACCAAAUUAUAUUAUUACAUAGGCCUACCACAGCUUCAGUUUUUGUAGAGCAAAUGUAUCCUUUAUGGAGAGGGUUGAUGGGUGCUGCUAUUUUUCCUAUUUCACACAUGUACAAGUGUGUAUCAAUACGCAUGUGUGAAUUGGAAAUUUGCUUUUUGCAUAUCCCUCGGAGAGUGGGUUCACAGACUUGAGCGUAUUUACUCACAUUAACCUUUACUAAUAAGUACAGAAUGAAUUCCCUCAAUAGAAAUUAGAUAUUUAAGUAUGAGAAUAAAAUAUCUAUUAGCGCCUGUCCAUGUUAAUAAUUUGUAGUCUAUGCUUUUAUGAUUCAUGUUAUGUAGGUGUUAAAAUAGGCUGCUUUUGUGGAAUGGAAGUUACCUGAAAAACAUCAAAGCAUUGAGCAUUGAGCAGUAAAUGAUCACAAAAAAAACAAUGUGUGCAUUGAUCAGUAGUAAUUACAUUUUUAUUCAAUUAAGGCUACAAUGUUAUUUCCUAUACACUAUUUGGUUAAUCAAAAAUAUACUUAAAAAAUGAAACUGGUAGUUUAUUUGAAAGUGACCAAAGAGAUUCUGGAUCAAUUCAGAUGCAUUAUUACAUCAUGUGCACUUGUACCAUAAAGAUAGUGACUGUUACAUCACUAUUACAUCAUAGAAGUGGUUUGUCAGUGUGGCAUUAUUAUAACAGAGAGUGAUGGUUAUCAAUAACUGGAUAAUUUUUUCCUGAGGGUAAGAGAAACGUAUCCACUGAAGACCUUUUUCAAACAAAAUAGAAAUAGAAGCUAUCGCAUCCGCAAUAUUGUCAUGAUCUGUACACUAGUCAUGUUAAAGAAGAUUAUUGGCUUGGUGGUCAUUCUUUGGCCAGUCACAGAGAUACUCAAUUGACAAAAAUGACUGACUGGCCAUUUGGUCACCAUGUUGUAGGACUUCAACACCACAGAUUAUGUUUCACUUACCCCUGUGUUUUUCAGAUGUGAAAAGGAUCAUGUGGUCUAAAUGCGUGAAACCUGAACUUCCCUGGCACAGUAAGGCUGCCAGCAGUGUGAGAAGGUCUUUUGGGAAGAUGUCACCAGUCAAGACCGCCGUGCACACUGAACAGGAGCCUCACAUCAAAGCCACCCAGAAUGAGGGAAAACCCAGCCAGUCACAGGCCAAACACCAUGAGACACCUGUAUGGGCCCAGAGAGCCAAGGAGCAAAUUAAAAGUGCAUUGAAGCCCCUGGAAUCACCAGCCAAUAAGGAGCCAACCUUAACAACUGCACCACAAACACCUGAGUGUAGCAACAAGGCAGGAUGGUUUAAUGUACUUGAGAACCAGCCCAGGACAAAGUCAGCCCGGCAGAGUGUGAGGGUCCAUCAGAUGACACCAGAUGACGUCAGUCUAUUUUAUUUGAUUGAGAAUCAACACGCUCAGCAAGUUGAAACAAUUGAAGAUAUUGUGACCUGCUUAAUAGGCGAAAUCUAUUAUAAUGAGACAGGUACUCAACUAGACACCCCCAUUCCUGGCCUGAGUGAAACAGCUUUGGACCUCAUUGAUAAUGUGGUUGAUGAGUUAAAUAACACCCCAAGUGACCUGUUUGGUUUACAUACCGACGAGUCUCUGGUCCUCCCAUCUAGUUAUAAACAUCAGGUGGCCAAGAGUGUUCACAAAGAAUUGCUUUCCUGCACUGGUUCCCAAGAAAGCUUGUGGAAGGCUGUAUCAUCGGGACACAUGGUGAAAGAGAUUGCCAGCUCAAUCUCUCUGGAGGUGUCCAAAGUAACCAGCAAGAUUGGGGCUGUCUAUCACACUAGUGUCGAUCACACUGAUAAUCCAAUCUCACCCGGACCCAGAACAGACACAAAUGCUUCCUGGGAGUCCUGUGCAGCCUCAGACAUCUCUGAAGAUCUUGUCCUCAGAAUCCUAGACUUCAUAUCAUACUGUCGGUCACCAGACAGCACCUGGAAUGGGCCACAGAGCCGAUGCUCCACUGACAUGACCGGAGAUCUCAUGGAUGCAGUCAUGGUGGAGCUCUUCACUAACACAGCCAUGCUGACGAUUCCAGUAGGUGAGCACCAGAAAAAAUUGUGCAAACCCUCCACUACAGAUCUGGAGAAAACUGCCAGAUUAGUGUAUAAGAAGAUGGUAAAGGAAACUGGCUCAGCUGAGGCUUUGCAAGACGCUCUCAAGCUCAAAAGGAAGUGUGUAGUCACAGCACUGGCUGACGUAGUGGCAAAGCAAGUGUACAAGCUCUUCUCAGAAGAGGAGUCAGACUCCACAUAUCUCCCAGACCAAACCCGCCACAAAGAUGACUGCCCUGUUACAAGCCACAGUAACAGACAACUCACACCUGAGCUUGCUGCUGCUCAAUCUGCCAGUGAGUGCAUAGUGAACUGCAAGGCUGUGUGGGAGAUCAUCUCCAGACUGCUGCAGGAGAUUUGUCCUAACGUGCCCAUGGAUGAAAAGCCCCAACUUUAUGCUCAGGAUCUUUUUCAUAGUGCUAUAAAUAAGCUGUCUGAGUCUCCAGGGGUAGCAGUAUGUGCUGAUGAGACUAUCUGUGACGUCUGCCGCCAUCCACAGGCCAUUGAGUUAAUCUGCGGCCGUGUUCUGGAGUGCCUGCAAUAUCAGAUUAACCUCAUGGGCUACAAUUUAAGCUCUGCCCUGGAUGCCCAAGAUGAGGCUCUCAGCUACUUUAUUGUUGCUCAUCUUGUGCAAGAGACCCUGCUGUUGAUCUCAAAUCAGACCAAUGGCAGCUCCCCUGAAGUAGACUCAGGUUCCCACCAUCAACCUGAGAGUCAAACACAACCAUGUGUAGUGAGCAGCAAAGUAAAUUAUGAAGAUUGGCCCACUUGUCAGUCAAACAUCACUGUACCAAAGGGCCAUUCCACCAUUUCUGCAACCAAUGGCUUGUCACCUAGGGCUUGCCUUUCCACUGUUUCUGCAACCAAGGGCCUACCACAGAUGCCAGGUCAAACGCCACCAUAUGUAGUGAGCAGCAAAGUAAAUUAUGAAGAAUGGCCCAUGCGUCAGUCAAACAUCACUGUACCAAAGGGCCAUUCCACCAUUUCUGCAUCCAAGGGCUUGUCACCUAUGGCUUGCUUUUCCACUGUGUUUGCAACCAAGGGCCUACCACAGAUGCCAGGUCAAACAUACACUGGCAGAAGAAGGCACACAGUCCUGAGUGUGAAAAUAAAAAAGCACUCUCACAGAGGAAUUCAUAUCACACCAUCAGAAAGGAUAAUUCGGUUGAAGGAAAUGCAGAGGGAGUCAUCUUCUGAGGUCUCAUCAGUUUCAGUGGAGAUGUUUUCUGAAAGCCAUGGACACAGAAGAGGGUGUUUUGGAUGGCUCCUCUCUAAGCUUAUGUGCACUGAAGACAUCCACUGGUUCGAGUAAUGUUUGAGUGUAACCAAACAUUCAAACCUAAGGUGGAGGAAUGUAAAUAAAUCAAAGCAAGCCUACUUUGACCUAUUAUUGUGAUUCAGUAACAGGUGAUUCACCAUGGUUUCAGUAAGUCAUAGAAUUUCCAUUAUAUGUAUAGUCAUUUCGGCUGCCGACCUUCCAUAGCUAGCUAAGUAUAUGACACAAACAUUAUUUGCUGGUUUGAAUGACGCCUGAACAACAGCAUAGCAUAUUAUGAACACGGUGCCAGAAACAUUCCAUUUAAAAACCUACAGUGACUUCAGAAAUUAUUCACACAUUUCAUUAUAUUGUAACGACCCUGGGUUUAAAUGCAUGAGCAUGCUUUUGCGGCACAGUCGAUAGUGCGCCGGACCUCAGACUAGAAGGUCGAGGGUUCGAGAACUGCUCCUGCUGUUGCAUUACAAUAUGUAUAGUCAUUUCGGCUGCCGACCUUCCACAGCUAGCUAAGUAUAUGAAGCAAAGAUUAUUUGUUGGUUUGAACAACAGUAUAGCCUAUUAUGAGCACAGUGCCAGAAACAUUCCAUAAACAAAUAUACAGUGCCUUCAGAAAGUAUUCUCACUAGAACAAUAACCUAAAAUGCACAAUCAAAUCUACACCGGAGUUGCUUGCCAAGAAGACACUGAAUGUUCAUGAGUGGCAUAGUUACAGUUUAUACUUAAAUCUGCUUGAAGAUCUAUGGCAAAACCUUGAAAUGGUUAUCUAGCAAUGAUCAACAACCAAUUUGACAGAGCUUGGAGAAAAAAAAUGAAAAAAUUAUGAAGAAAUGUUGCACAAU